This is a messenger RNA of Phytophthora nicotianae INRA-310, 1044 nucleotides long. RefSeq lists its product as hypothetical. Lineage: Eukaryota; Oomycota; Peronosporomycetes; Peronosporales; Peronosporaceae. The record is from RefSeq and is a predicted model, not a curated record. The coding region runs from base 1 to 1044 and encodes 347 amino acids. The transcript is spliced from 3 exons.
AUGCUGACCACAAGCUCCAGCGCAAACUCGACGGGCCCUCCAGCGUACUUCGUGAUGGAGGAGGACCUCAAGCCUUGGGAGCUCUACAGCGUGAGCAGCGCUGAGGAACCCGAGACGCUGGACACGAUGGAGGUCUUCUUCACUCGCUACCGCGCAACCCGCGGGAAGGCGACCAACUUUGCGUACACACACGACGCCUGUCCUUCACGUCCUGGGUUUGAAGACCGCGAGAGCAAUAGGAGUAACCACGCUAUUGGCGAGUUGCGGGAGCACGUGUGUCAGCUGGCACAGCACGAGUGGCGAAUCUGCUACGUGCACCUUGUGGAAGGCUGUGCGAACUGCUCUGAGACUCGGGAUCGGCCGAUUCGCACUGAAUGGGAGCAUCAACUGGAGCUCUUGCCACUGAGCGAGCUGGAGCAGGCGGAGAUACGCAGGGGAUCGCGUCGAUGCCGGCGUUCGUGCUGCCGAAGUCACUCUCGGGAUCGUAGUCAUUCACAGCGACAGCAGUCACGCUCGCCGGAGCGAGCAAGGUCUCGUAGUCGUUCACCACGACAGGAACAUCUUCAAGCAGGCGACUACGUGGCUCCCACGUGUCAUCAGUGGGAGAGUGGCCAAGCCAGCGGACGCGACAAUUUUUCUCGCUACGACGAUCACGACCGCGAACAUCGCGAGGGGGAUCCUCGCGGCCACGACGCACAUCGGGGUCGACAAGUCUCUCCACGAUCCAGCGCUCGUUACCCGCCGCAUCAAAUAUUGGUGGAGGCGGAUCUCGUCGAUAGCGGCCUUCGUGAUUCAGCUUUUUCUCGUGGAGCCGAGAAGAGCGGCACAGUGGAGCGUCUGACGAUCGACCAGUAUCGCCGGAUGCGUCGGGAGGUCGACCAAGCGAGAGACGACGCACUGAAGACUCAACAGAUUGCGGAGACUGCUAAUCGGCGCGCAUACGCGGCUGAGAGGUUCGCCUCUCAGGCGGAACCGAGGCGUCGGGCGAUGAUGAGUCGCCUGCGCCAUUUGGAGACACUGGGCAGCGGAGCCAUCUCGCGAUGA